AUGGGAUUUAGUAAUAGAGCAUUAGAACUGAUAGCAGGUUCAUAUCUGAAUCUGAUUUAUCUUAAUCUAUGCGAUAAUCAGUCAGGUGGCUUUAGGAGCUUUCAUGCUCGAGAAAUAGAUAAUGAAGGUCUAUGGAGAAUCGCAAAGUCAUGCCAUAAAUUAGAAUAUUUAAAUAUUGCCUAUCGCAUAGAGAUUACUGAACAUUCAAUUUGCGGUAUUAUUCGUUCCUCUCCAAAGCUCCAGCAUCUUGACAUUACCUUUUGUGAAAUUACUGAUAUAACAAUCAAAGAAAUUGCUAGAUCAUGUUUUAAUUUAAAAUAUCUUAAUCUGGAAGGAUGUAAUAAUAUUAGUAAAGAAGCUGUAGAUCAGCUAAAUCCAAAUACCUAUGUCGAGAAUUUCUGA
This is a messenger RNA of Funneliformis geosporum, 402 nucleotides long. The record is from the annotation of a GenBank genome assembly. NCBI's taxonomy places the organism in Eukaryota, Fungi, Glomeromycota, Glomeromycetes, Glomerales, Glomeraceae.